Molecule: messenger RNA, 746 nt
Organism: Prorocentrum cordatum
Lineage: Eukaryota; Dinophyceae; Prorocentrales; Prorocentraceae
Source: the annotation of a GenBank genome assembly
AUGAGCAUCAUCAAGCGCGAGGGCGUGCCGGACGACUCCCACGGCGGGCCGCCCUCGCCGCCGCUCGCGGGCGCGCCGGGCGGCGCGCCCGGGGCCGCCGUGCAGAGCGCCGUGCUGGAGAAGGUAGAGUACCCCCGGCUGCCGCCGCGCUCGGCGCCAUCCUGGCGGCUGCCGGAGGGCCUGGGUAGCCGAGCGGCCAUGGGCGUGGCGCUGAGCGAGGCCACCGCCGAGGAGCUGGAGGCCCUGCGCCUCGCCUGGGGCGUCCGGCCGCGGGGCGCCCGCGGCGGCGCGGAGGGCGCGGGGCAGCAGAAGCCGACGCAGAAGGAGGCCUACUUCGACUGCCUGGCGGCGAUCGCGCGGCGCGCCGAGCGCGCCUGCGUCAUGCAGGCCCUGCGGCCUCCGCCGCAGGAGGCGGCCGCGCCGCUGCCAGGCUCCGCCCCGACCGCGAGCGCGAGCGAGGCCGCCCUGCUGGCCCGCAGGGCACGGCUGCAGAAGGAGUUGGCCGAAGCCCGCGAGUUGGAGCGGGGCAUGCAGAAGCUCGACGAGGAGAUCUCCGAGGCGCAGGAGGCGGGCCGCCUCCCCGCCUUCUGCGGUGACGGGGUCGAGGACCUCAUCGCGCGGCUGUCCGAGCUGAGCCCUGGAGUCUCCCCCGGCUUCGAGACCGACGAGGCGUUCAGAGGCCGCGCCGAGCACGCACUGCGCCGGCUGGCCCUCGUGGAGCUGUGGCUCGGGGGCACGCAGCUGAG